Molecule: messenger RNA, 1947 nt
Organism: Chenopodium quinoa (quinoa)
Lineage: Eukaryota; Viridiplantae; Streptophyta; Magnoliopsida; Caryophyllales; Amaranthaceae
Exons: 8
Coding region: 438-1148 (236 amino acids)
Source: RefSeq, a predicted model, not a curated record
AUAGUAAAUAGGGGAGGAUAAAGUGAUGAGGAGUUUUUUUUUUUUUUUUGAGCAUUGGUGUAGUUAAAAAAACCUCUCAUGAGACGAAUUGGAUAUGAAGAGUGAAAAAGUGGGUAGAGAGAGAUUGAAGGGUUUGUUUUCUCACUGCUGCUGAUAGUGGUCCUAGACUCGUUACUGUUACUCUACCUUAAAUUCUGUACUAAAAAAAUGGGUCGCAAUCGUUAUCCAUCAUCAUGAGAUCAAUUCCAGUCUUCCACACAAAAAUGGUGAUCCUACUUAAUCCUUUCUUUCUUUCUCCAAAAAAAACCUUUCAUUUCUCGCGGAAUAUCAGAAAAGGAUUCUUUUGGGUUUUAAAAAAAUUUCCAUCAAAUUGUAGAUUUCUGUAAUUUCCCAUAAUCCCAAUUCUUCUGUAAUUGUGUUUGUGAAUUUUGGAGCAAAUGCAAAUGCGAUAUUGUGGAUGCCAUGGCAUUUUCAAAUUACCUACCAAUCUCUAUAAUUUACCUUCUACCAGGAAGGUGGUUGAUGUCAUCCAAGUUAUUAAAGACGAUUCUACCAAUUCUGAAGUAAAAAGGGCUCUUUUAGGAGCCAAAAAGAAGGAAAGAAUCAAGUUACCUUCUUACAAGAAUGCUUGUGUUGGCGAAAUGUAUCAUAUUAGUCAAUUUUUGAAGCAUCCAACUGGAGUUGAAGCGAUGUUGAAUGUAAAUGCUCUUGAAAGUUAUGUACUGAUCGAUACCAACACAUAUAGGUGCAAGCUUCCAUCAAUCCAACUUCUGAACUUUGAGGUGGCCCCUGUCCUGGACUUGCAAGUGACUCCAGCCAGUGAAUGUUGCAUUGUUGAGCUGUUGUCUUGUAAGUUUGAGGGCUCAGAAAUAGUGGAGAACCAGAACCAAUAUUUCUCAGCAACCAUGAAGAAUUUCAUAAGUUGGAACAUAACUGGUUCAGAAUCAUUUCUGGAGGUUGAUGUGAAGUUGAAUAUCACUCUUGAGAUUUACAAUCAGCCCUUUACACUGCUGCCUGUAUCUACUGUUGAACGCCCUGGAAAUUUAGUUUUGCAGGCACUCUUGGACAGGUUUGUUCCUCUUCUCUUGCAGCAAUUGUUACAAGACUAUGAUGCUUGGCUUACGCAACAACGUAGAAAUCUUCCGUAACUCCAGGUAAUCUUCCUUGUUGGCUCAGUUUAUUUGUCUACUGCAAUGCAAGUUUGUUAACACCGGCAUCUGUAGUUAGCAAUUCACAUGUGGAUCCUGGUGGAAAUUGAUCAAGUUGGAAAAUUCAAAGAUGGAUAAGAAUGUACUCGAGUUGCCAGUUUGAAUUACAGUGCUGAAACCUAUAAAUCAUAUAGGAGGUAAAUAAAUGUUGGAAAUCUCAGAAGCAGAAACUGCAUGAGUGAUUAUGUAUUUGGCUGCUGAAAUCUGAGCUUCUGAAACAGUGGAACCUGCAGAGAGAAUUGGAUUCACCAAACUUCACACUAACAUUACAUUGCUGUUAGAUGCCGAGAAAGAGUUACUGAACUGGAACGAAAUAACAAAAUAAACAAAAAUACAUGUGAACAACUAACAAAUAUCACGGAUACAUCCAAUUAUCCAAAGCUUUAUGUAACAGCAUGGCAAAGCUUUAUGUGAGAAAAACAUUCAAAUCCGAAAGGGUGUUGAGUAGUCAAUACUUGCAGCUCAUGUAAUUGAUGAUCAAUCAACCGAAGUUCAGUUGACAUGUAAGGUAUUUGAAGUUUUAAUUUAUAGUUUAUAUUGAUAUCCUACCUGAAAACACAAUCAUGCAAGCAGAGGAGCUGCUUAGAUGCUUGAACUAGGUAAAGCUCCUCUCAAGUUUUAUGGCAGCUUUUCUUUCAACCGUGACCAUAACAAUGAUGCAUAUCAAUGCAAAACUGCUCUAGAACAAUUGUGUUAUGUUGAAUGUACUCUAGAAAUUUGAAGUCAUCUUUGUUCCCCU